Messenger RNA from Pocillopora meandrina, 3856 nucleotides. The record is from the annotation of a GenBank genome assembly. Lineage: Eukaryota; Metazoa; Cnidaria; Anthozoa; Scleractinia; Pocilloporidae.
AUGACGAAAUUUGCGUCGCACCUGUUGCUCGCUGCAGUAUUGAUAACUGCUGGUAACUCACAGAUUCCUUUACCUAAACGUCCGCUGGGUUUUGUCUAUAAAGGAGGCGAGCCGACUGCACCAAUUCACUUGGAAGCAUUUGUUGAUUUGACUUGCCCGGAUUGUCAACAAGCAUGGCCGACUCUCAAAAAAGUCGCAGAUAUGUACGGUCCUGAAACUGUCCAGUUUACCUUGCAGUUGUUCCCGUUGCCAUAUCACACAAAUGCAUUCCUAGCGGCACAAGUGAGUUGAAAAAAUAUAUAUCGGCUUGUCUAUACUCGCAUCAUCAGAGUUAUGUAACAUGUAACGUUACAACAGCCCUAGAUUAUGAACAGAGGUAAUACAUUUGGGUAAGAAAAAUUCUAAGGUUACUUUAAAGGAAAACCUUAACUCUAGGCACCCUCAUUCUUUGACGUUAUUUAGCAUGCGCAUGCAAUUUCUCGUUGCAGGAUUUUCAAUUUUUAUAAACCUCCGUGACAUGACGUAAAUAAACAAGCUUAUAUAUCGCAACUUGGAGACAACAAAGUGUAGAAGAUCUUGGAAUUAAAAAAGCUCUAGGUACUCACAACUCAGUCGUUGCUGUAAUAAACUCUAGCAGUUGUAUACAUUACUGGUACCAAUUUGUCCAUGUCCCCCACCCUCUCCUCACCUUUUGGCUCAUGUCACUCCUUCAAAAAACUUCAAUUUAUUAGUUUUUUAGAAUAAUUUCUGUACUAUUUUUACAGUAGCUCAUAAACGACCUCCCACUUCUUGUAUUAUCUGCAAAAUUUCUGGAAGAGGUCUACUUGCGUCUAAAUCUAAAAGCAGAAAUUAUACUGGCCAAAAUUUCCUUCAAAAGCAAAAACCAAGAUUGAUGAUCAAAACUGCUUUUGAAGUGUAAUGAGAAACCAACUAACCCUUAUUCAAACACAGAACUAGCUCUUAAGAGGGAAACUCAAAACUGCUUUGUAUGCCAAUAUGCCAAGGCUAAGCUGGAAAAUAUAAAAAAGAAUGGCCCACUCUUCUUUCACAAAUACUGAAAAGCAAACAUCAAUAAGGAAAAAAAAAACAGAAUACCAAAGGGGUAACAAACAUUUUCCAUUUUCCAUUUUCAUUUUCCAUUUUCCCUGUACAGUUUCAUAAACCAUUUAGUCAUGUCAGAGCUGAAAAACUGAUUUUGAAAAUUUUGAAAAUGGCUAAGACUGUUAAACCCAAAAAACCUAAAUCUUAGUAUGAUGCACCUAAACUUGUAGCAGUACUGCAUCAUAACAAAAUUUUGGUUCCAUAGGUAUCUUGUGGUCUAGUCAUCUUCUGAAAUUUACCUUUCCCCUUCUCAACUUAAAUGAUUGCCUGUGACUAUGCGACAGAAAUUUAAGCACAAAUAGUCAGUAGACUGAGGAUUAAGGAUUAAGCUAAGUCAUCUUGUUUUGGGAUCAGGCAAUUAAUUGAAUCACUAUCCUUCACACAUGAAGCAAUAGACUAUUACAAAAAAAGAAUUUGACAGAAUAUCUUCCAAACAACAGUCCAUUAAUCAGCAAUAACUAACAAACACUAAUGAAAUAUAGAAAUAAUCAAAACUGCCUAUGCUGUGGGUGAAAGGGAAACUACUUCCGAAGUUAGAAGUCAACUUGUUUGCUUUCUAACGCUUGAUUGCUAAUGGAACAAACUCAGAUAUCUAAGCAGUGAUUUACAGAAAUAAUUUUGCAAUAAAACUCUGUAUUAGCUUGCACAACCACUGGUCCUAUCCAAGUGUUAUGACUUGCAUGCACACAAAUUGCUAAAUCUUGGAAGACACCUCAUCGCUCUUAUAUCAAGAUUCAUAUUAAUGAGAUUGAUUUUCACUAACUGUAGGUUAACAAAUAAUUGUAUGUAUACAUAUCAACAAAGACAUUGUGCUAUUUUUAUUGCUACCAUGAAAUGAUAUGUAGUUCAAUUUCUCAGAGCUACUUAUAAAUCACAUAUAACUUUCCAAAUUUUUUAGAGUGUAUUUUAUAUUUAUUUCAUGAUUCAACUAUUGGAUGGUUGAUUUUUCUAACAAAUUUUACUGCAAAGUUUUGGUAACACUGUGUUAUCUAAAUAUACAGCAUCCCGCAUUGAAGUGUUAGAAACAACUUUGAUUAAUUUUCAGAGUGUUUAUGCUGUGGAAGCUUACAAUACUUCCCUUGUAAUAAGCUGGAUGGAUGUCAUAUUUGAGAACCAGAACCAACUCUAUGAUUUCCAGACUAUGGACAAAAACAGAUAUGAUGUCAUAAAGUAAGCCUUUUCUCAGUAACAGAUUUUUUUAAUAUUAGACUUCCUAUCACUUUGAAUGAAAGUGUAAUCCUAACUUGCUUCUUUAUCCUUAAAACCACAAUUCCAAAAUCCUCAGCUGCUGAGUUUAGAAAUGCAAGAUUUUUUUGUUGCACAUGCAAUUUUGUUCACUUUUUUCUUAAUUUUUGCAAACUCUCAACACCCAGGCCAAUGACGUAACGUAUCAUUUUCUCUUUUCUCUCAUACCUGUAGCAUCAUUGCUGAUUUAGGAAGUAAAAUUGACAUUGACAAGGCUGUUAUCAAGGAUGGACUUACAAACACAGAAUAUAAUGAACAUACAAGAAUCUCUUGGAAAUAUGGUUGUUCAAGUAAGUUUAGGACUUGUUAAGUGCUCAGCUAGUCAAAUUACAUUAAGAUCAGCAAUAAACCUAGUUUCAGAUCUAAGUAAUACAAAUCUGUAGCUUAUAUUAUGUCAGUACAAAAUAUUUCAAAUCAUACCAUCAACUGUAACAGACUAAUUUUACCUUAGUAGCUUGUGUAAAGUGUUAUGUCAUUAGUUUCAGUGAUAUUACAAUUCUUGUUUUUGCUUGGUACUCUCCAAGCAUCUGCUAUUUAAAUUGAUAACAGACCCAAGUUACUGAGUGACUUUAAAUCUGUUAUGAUAAAACAACUACAAUGAUCAAAGUAACAAAACACAAAACGGAUGAUCAAACAUCAACCAAAUAUCUGUCAACUCUGGCCAGGCCUAGCUUGUAGGCCUGGGGCCAAUUAAUUUAUUUCCCUAGAAAUAUGAACCACUCAUAGCACUGUAACUGACUACAGUCCUCAAGAAAACCCUUAAAAAUGUCCAAUUGUGGAAUGGGAAAUGUAAUGUAUACUUUAUUGACUGUUCCCACGAUGGAGCUUUUCACAUUGUAAAUAAGCCUAAAUUGUUACAAAUCCCAACUUAAGCCAGAGGUAGAUCAGUUGGCUAAAAUUACAAAGUGCAGCUAAGGAGUUAAACCUGGGGCAAAUGAGAACAAAUCCAGUGAGUCACAGCCUGGAGGUCUUUAACUCGUGACCAACAGAUUUCAAGCCUAGUGCUGUAACCUAUGACUGGGCCAGACUGCCUCCAUCAAUGAUGACACUACAUGAUAAUCUCUCACACUCCCAGGAGUAAAUUGAGUAAAAAUAAAGAGUUUGUGAGAUGGGAUAAGAGUUACAUAGUUACUCAGUAUUUGUUUGGAUAUGUAUUGUGGUUCAAAUUAUCCUUGGUUUGAGAUUUUUCAAAUAAGGUUUGAGUUUAUAUUUCUUUGUGUUAUAUUCACUAUUUUAAUCUGAAACUUUUGUGGGAUUUGGAAGUCACACUUUUUGAUAAAAUGUAAGCUAUAAACUGCAACAAUAACUGGCAUGACAGCAUUGAAUUAACUUUCUAUACCACCAGAGAGAUUGUUGGACAUUAUUUUCAUUGCUGUUUGUUUCAGGGACAGUUUCUGGAACUCCAUUUUUCUUCCUGAAUGGGGUUUUUGUUAGCCAGGCAUCUGCUGCUUGGACUGUGGAGGAAUGGAAACAGCUCAUUGAUCCUCUACUGAAGUUAGAUGUUCGGUAA